CAGGGGUGGACUGAGAACUCAUGGGGCCCCUGGGCAAUAGGGGAUCAUGGGGCCCCCAUGUCCUUGCCCAAACUCAAAAAAGCCUAUGAAAAAGGUACCAGGGGCAUCUCAUGGGGCCCCCUACUGAUCCCGGGCCCUCGGGCAGUGCCCGAGUUUCCAAAUGGUCAGUCCGCCCCUGGGAAGAAGAUACCUUCAUUGAAUCAGAACUGGUGCUCUACACCCUAAACGAACAUAACCUCAAAGGUCACCGUGGCUGGUGGCUCUUCAGAUUAUACAGGUACAUCUGCACAGCAUAAUUUAUUAAUUUUAUUUUAU
Staurois parvus is the source of this 315-nucleotide messenger RNA. The record is from the annotation of a GenBank genome assembly. Lineage: Eukaryota; Metazoa; Chordata; Amphibia; Anura; Ranidae.